AUGAGCGACAAUACCAAGCGCCACUGGCACGGCAACCCCGGUGAUCGAUAUGAGCACCUUAACGUAUGGAUGAAUGGUGGUGCGAAGGCUCCUGCGGACCGGCCUCCGUGGGCGAUGCUGCCGGGGAUGGAGAGCACAACUCGACGGGACUCUGAUUCGUCCACUUCCUCCACCGGCACCAACGCUGCCGGCGCCAAGAACCCUUCCAUCCCCAGCGUGGGCGAGAGACGUCGCUCCAGCGCCUCCCCGGGCCUCUUUGCCAACCUGCAAUCCCAGAAACGGACUUCGGAAGAUCCCAGCUUGGCCACCCGGCGCGCUAGCUGGAAUGAGCAGAAGCCCGCAGGUAACUACUUUUCGAAGUGGUGGGAGGGCUAUACGCGCGGGAAGUAG
Penicillium riverlandense is the source of this 390-nucleotide messenger RNA. RefSeq lists its product as uncharacterized. The transcript has 2 exons. Bases 1 to 390 code for a protein of 129 amino acids. NCBI's taxonomy places the organism in Eukaryota, Fungi, Ascomycota, Eurotiomycetes, Eurotiales, Aspergillaceae. The record is from RefSeq and is a predicted model, not a curated record.